AUGCAACUUCAAGUCAAAGGCGAAGACCAACACGAAAGAGAAAGAGAAAGAGAAGCCCCAAGCACAAGCACAAGCACCACCCCCCGACCUCAAGCCCAUCCCAACCCAGACACCACUCCCACCUCCACCACCAGGCGCCGUCCAACCCCGUUCCCUUCACACCUCCCAAGACCUAUCGUCCCUCACCCAGCAUCCAGCAGAGGAAGCAGAAGAAGAACCCUACCACCACCACGGCCCGAACAACUAGCACGACCACUUCCACGUCACCGUCUCGACUCCCCCAUCCCAUCACGACUUCCCCAAAGGACCUCAACAUCUACCACCAUAGAACAGCCCACACCGCCACGUACACGCCUCGAACCGAUAUAUGGAGCCCAAUCAAACGCCUACUGGCUUGGAAGACUCGUGACCGUCCUCAACGCUAUACUUUACGCAGACUUGUUCAAUGCACCGGAUCCCGUGACGGGAAUUCGCCCACCAAGUGUAUUCUCGCUGGCCGUGUCAAGGCAUGGGUAUUCCCAGCGGGCAGCGGCUCUUGCUGGGUUGGAUAGGGGCGUUACGGGGAGAUUUAGGAGGGCGUUCAUGAUGCUGGAGGAUGCGUGUCGUUCGGAAGACGCGACGCGGAGUUAUAGGGCGUUUGGAUUGGCGUUUGAAAAGGCUCAUGGACCUUGUGGUCAGCGUUUUAGGGACUGAUAACCUAAUGGUAGAGUUAAGUUGUUUAGUCCGUUGUUGGUGGAGAGGUCGUGAGGUUGAGAGUUGUGUAUUAGUAUAUAGAGAUGCGUGGUGGUCUUGCUGUGCUUUGUGCUAGGGACGGACAGAUAGUCACCAUCAUAUCACUAUUAAUGAUCCUUGUCUAUUUCAUUUAAAUAUCACACUUCCUUUUCUUCUAUUUGGAUUUUCCCAGCUAUUAUACACUUUGUAAGACCCCACCUCACAAUUGCAUUCCUCCGAAUUGGGUGGGUUAUAUAUCA
This is a messenger RNA of Aspergillus piperis CBS 112811, 971 nucleotides long. RefSeq lists its product as uncharacterized. The transcript has a single exon. The record is from RefSeq and is a predicted model, not a curated record. NCBI's taxonomy places the organism in Eukaryota, Fungi, Ascomycota, Eurotiomycetes, Eurotiales, Aspergillaceae. The coding region runs from base 1 to 693 and encodes 230 amino acids.